Molecule: messenger RNA, 2664 nt
Organism: Colletotrichum truncatum
Lineage: Eukaryota; Fungi; Ascomycota; Sordariomycetes; Glomerellales; Glomerellaceae
Source: RefSeq, a predicted model, not a curated record
AUGCCUGGAAGACAAUCCCACGGGCGGCCACUGCUGUCCUCGAAGCCGCAAGCGAAGAACUUCCGCAAGUCCAAGGCCAAGGCCCAGGCCAAAGCUCUCGACGCCUUUACCAUCGCCUCAGAACAGUUCCCUACCAAGGAGAAGCGAACACCAAGGUUCCGUGAAAUCGAGGCGCCUGCCGACACCGGAAAGAAGAAGCACAGUCGCGACGAAGAUGAUGAGGAUGAGGACGAGGAUGAGGAUGGGGAGGAGCAGCCCAGGCGAAAGAAAGUGAAGCCCUCCAGUGGGGGUGGCGACGGUGAUGAUUCAGACGAAUACGGCAGCGACAGCGAAGGAAACGAGUGGCAUUACGGCGUUAACGAAGAUGAGGACUCGGAACUCGACAGUGACGAGGCUUUUGGAGAGAGCGACGACGAGGAUUUCCAGGGUUACUCUUUCGGAGGCAGCAAGUCUGCUAAGAACCAGGAGGACGACUCAGAUGAGGAAGAUGAUGGCGACGACGACGACUCUCUAGGCGAGGACGCAAUCGACCUAGCGCAAGCUUUGGACGAGUACGAGUCCGACGAGUCCAUGGCAGACCAAGAUGACGGCUCCGAGGGCUCAGAGUCCGAAGACGAUGCUGACAGCCCGCCAUCGUCCGACGAAGACGACGAGGAGGACCAGGAAGCCGACCCCUCAAAGCUCGGCGAGCUCCAAAAGUUCAUUGCCGGCUAUGGUGGUGAUGACGAGGACGCGGCACCCACGAAGCAAAAGCAAAAAAUCAGUUUCAAGGACCUCGGUCUCGCCGGCGUCAAGGAUGCGCAGAUGCGCAAGUCGGUUAAAAUCAUGGCCAAGGAGGAGAAGGAGACGCGCCCUGGCGCCGGCAAGAAGCUCGACGUGCCCCUCGCUCGCCGGCAACAGGACAAACUUCAGCGCUCUGCGGCGUACGAGAAGGCCAACGAGACCCUUACCCGAUGGCAGGAUACUGUCAAGCAUAACCGUCGCGCGGAGCACCUUGUCUUCCCGCUGCCCCAAAACGCGGCCGAUGAGGGCCUCGACAACCGUGAGCUACAGGCCAUCACUGCCAAGACGUCCACUUCCGAACUCGAGCAGACCAUCAUGUCUAUCAUGCAGCAGAGCGGUCUCGCGCUCAACAAGGAGGAGGAGAACAAGAUGAAGAAGGCAGAAGCAGAAGAGGGUCUCUCCAAGGAGGCGCUCAAGGAUCUCGUCAACCAGCGCCGACGCGAGCGUGAGCUCAACUCGCGCGAGACGAAGCGGGCAGCGCGUAUCAAGAAGAUCAAGAGUAAGGCUUACCACCGUGUCCACCGCAAGGAGAAGGAACGUGAGGAGAUGAAACUUCAUGAGGCUAUGGCCGAGAACGGCGAGAUCGACUCUGAGGCCGAGCGGGAUGCAGCAGACCGCGCGAGAGCGCUGGAACGUGUGGGUGCUCGCCACAGAGACUCCAAGUGGGCAAAACUCGGCGCAUCCAACAAGCGUGCUGUCUGGGACGAAGAUUACCGUGCCGGCCUGCAUGACAUGGCCCGCCGCGAGGACGAGCUGCGCAAGCGCAAGGAGGGCCGCUCUGGAAACUCCGACAGUGAGGAGGAAUCUGACGAUGGCGACAGUGACGGUUCCGACGAGGAGGGCCAGGAGAAGCGCGCGCUGCUGAAGCAACUCAAGCGUAUCGAGAACGAGGAGGACGACGGCCCAACCUCGGCACUGAUGCAGAUGAAGUUCAUGCAGAAGGCUGAAGCCCAGCAGAAGAAGGCCAAUGACGAGCUGAUCGCUCAGAUCCGUCGGGACAUUGCCUCUGACGGCGAGGGCAGCGACGAAGAGGAGGUGACCGAGGUCGGUCGCAAUAAGUUUGGCAGUGCAGCUAAGCCUGCCAUCUCAGCGCCGGCGCUUUCCAAGAACAAAAAGAGCAAGAAGACUGCGGCCGCGGAGACGGACGACAACGACGUCCCUGACAACAGUGUUCUCAACACCGGAUACUCCAUCACAGCUGAGGCCUCGACAACAGGCUCCGCAUGGUCCUCUGGCCCUCGCAAGAAGUCAUCCAAGUCCCAGUCAAGCGGCGCGCGCGUUGCGGACCUCGACAACUCGCAAGCCUUGACCGCCGUGGCGCCCAAGUCCAAGUCCAGAUCAAAGACCUCCGGCAAGGGUGGCGCUGCCGCGGAUUCGGAUGCCGAUUCGGACGAGGGGGAGGACAUCCACCUGCCCCUUGCGAUCCGCGACAUCGCGCAGAUGGACAAGGCAUUCGCAGGCGACGACGUCGUGGUCGAUUUUGAGCGCGAAAAGGCCGAGAUUGAGGCCGACGACGACGACAAAAUCGUCGAUAACACGCUGCCCGGCUGGGGCGGCUGGGUCGGCGAUGGCGUGAGCCAACGCGAGAAGAAGCGGCAACAGGGCCGGUUCUUGACCAAGGUCGAGGGCAUCAAGAAGGCGGAUCGUAAGGACGCCAAGUUGGAAAAGGUUAUAAUCAGCGAGAAGCGCGUUAAGAAGAACGACAAGUACCUCGCAUCGCAGCUCCCCCAUCCCUUCGAGUCCAAGGCGCAGUACGAGCGCUCGUUGCGUCUGCCGCUUGGCCCCGAGUGGGUUACCAAGGAGUCUUUCCAGGAGGCGACGAAGCCGCGCAUCCUCAAGAAGCAGGGUAUCAUCGCGCCCAUGUCAAGACCGACAUUGUAG